AUGGCCCGCACUAGGCAGCUCAAGAAGGCUGCACGGAUCAUCCUCAUCGGCGCGCCGGGGGUGGGCAAGGGAACGCAAUCCGAACGACUGCUCUCCAAGUUUCCCGAACUAGCCUCGAUAAGCUCAGGCGAUCUUUUGCGAGAAAAUGUUCGAAAGAAGACACCGUUAGGCUUGGAAGCAGAAGCCACAAUCCAAGCAGGCAACCUCGUCCCCGAUUCCAUGAUUCUCAACCUCAUCUCCUCCGAAUUCAACACAAGAGGCUGGCUCUCACAGUCACAACGCCCGUCGGUAUCCCCUUCCGCUUCCUUCAUCUUAGAUGGCUUCCCUCGCACCGCUACCCAGGCCUCGAGCUUGGAUUCCCUCGUUCCAAUAAACUUUGUCGUUCACCUAGUCACGCCGCCUUCCAUAAUCCUAUCGCGGAUAGCAUCGCGUUGGGUGCACGAGCCAUCCGGCAGGGUUUAUAACACAGAUUUCAACGCUCCAAAGGUCCCGGGAAAGGACGAUUUGACCGGGGAGCCCUUGACUCAGAGAGAAGACGAUUCAGUCGACACAUGGAAGCAGCGACUUCACAAAUUCGAAGAAACAAGCAAGGCUCUCCUCCAGCACUACCAGCGCAAGGGCUGUUUAUGGCGUGUUGAAGGCAACUCGAGUGACGAGAUUACACCGAAGCUUUUCGCCGAGUUCGAGCGGAAGUUUUGCUAG
This is a messenger RNA of Aspergillus calidoustus, 702 nucleotides long. Lineage: Eukaryota; Fungi; Ascomycota; Eurotiomycetes; Eurotiales; Aspergillaceae. The record is from the annotation of a GenBank genome assembly.